Molecule: messenger RNA, 1531 nt
Organism: Candoia aspera
Lineage: Eukaryota; Metazoa; Chordata; Lepidosauria; Squamata; Candoiidae
Gene: TAMALIN
Product: trafficking regulator and scaffold protein tamalin
Exons: 8
Coding region: 97-1146 (349 amino acids)
Biological process (GO): signal transduction
Cellular component (GO): plasma membrane
Molecular function (GO): protein binding
Source: RefSeq, a predicted model, not a curated record
AGAAAACGGAGGGGCGUGUUUUCCCCAUCGAAUCCCGGAGUCCGGACAGCAUCGUGUGGCGCGGCUGCCCGUCUUCCUUUCCGCCGCUGUCCAGCCAUGACCCUGCGAAGACUUCGGCGGCUCCGGCCCGGACAGCCGGCGCAAGACACGGCGGCGAGCGUGGCCGGCCCGGAAGCUCACGGCGGCCGAACAUCGGAGCUGGAAAAGGCGCUGGCGGCCUCGGGGGGCACCUUGCCCCGAGCCAGGAGGGGCUCUGGAUUCAAGUGGCACUCUCUUAGCCAGUCACCUGAGCAGCACAGGAAGGUGAUCACGCUGGAGAAAGAAGAGAGCCAGGCAUAUGGUUUUGAGAUUCAGACCUAUGGGCUACACCAUCAGGACACAAAACGUGUGGAGAUGUUCACUUUUGUUUGCCGGGUUCAUGAAAACAGCCCAGCCCAAGCAGCAGGCCUUAAACCUGUGUUCCCCCUCUGCUUUGUAGGAGACACAAUCACAGGCGUGAAUGGGCUUAACGUGGAAGGCAUCCGCCACCGUGAGAUUGUGGAGAUCAUCAAGGCAUCUGGAAACAUGCUCAGGUUAGAUACCUUGUAUGGCACAUCCAUCCGGAGGGCAGAACUGGAGGCUCGCUUGCAGUACCUCAAGCAAACACUCUAUGAGAAAUGGGGGGAAUAUCGGUCAUUGAUGGUGCAGGAGCAGCGCCUGGUCCAUGGGAUUGUGGUUAAAGACCCCAGCAUCUAUGAUACGUUGGAGUCCGUGCGCUCUUGCCUGUAUGGCUCUACACCCUAUGGGAUGCUGUUGUCAGGAGCUGGGAGUGCUUACAGCAGUGUGGGCUGUGUCAGCACUGCCACUGAUGAGACUGAGGAGUCUCUUUACCAGACUUGCUUUUUUGACUCCGCCGACUCCCUGGACAUUGUCCCCACAGCUGCCCAGUCUUCCCGGCCCAAGACAACAUUAACCCGCAGCACCAGCGUCAAAUGCACCAGCAGCAGCAAUGGGGAUGCUGGCUUCUGGGACAAAUCAGGAGAACCAAAGAUCUCUGUAGUCACGCCAAGGCCCCCCAAAAGCAAACAGGGAAGCUUCCGCAAGAGACUCCUCAAGUUUAUCCCCGGGUUGAACCGUUCUCUGGAGGAAGAGGAGAGCCAGUUAUAAAGGACAUUCUUACUGGAGAAGUGAGGCGGCGUUCAGCUGUGAGCCCAGCUGCCUCCACUUGCAGUGUUGGCUAUUUAUUUAUUUAUUUGACUAACAGAGGACUGGGCUUCCAAACGCCAACAGACUACCUGUUCUCUGUGGAAUGCAGGUUGCAUUGGCCAUGGAUUUUUGGAAGAAGAACUCAUCAGCUGGUUGGAAGUGGGGCGACACUGGGUCUUCAAAGUCCUAGGAAGAAAUGGGUGGAGGGGGGAGGGAGACCUCAAAAGUAAAAUGUAGCAAACUGAGAGGCCAAAGAAGCACAAGUGAUUUUGUAUCCUUCAUUCAGGCGAGGGUGGUCUUGGCCUGGGAUGUUUUUUCAGGAAUCGGCAUAAAGCAGUCUCUUCAA